AUUUCCAUAGAAAAUAUGAGAAGAGCAUGAAAAACAAAAACAAAACUCCGAGAGGAUCCCAUUACGGCAUUAGCCUUCUUGCCUUUCAAGUUUGAAGCUUCGAAAAUUCUCUCUCCUACCUUCCCCACUUCCAACCAAAUUCCUCGCAAUCCCACCUUCACUCUGUCCCCUCUAUACCAAGCAAUCAUCACUUUAAUUUUAUCAAGGUUUUCUUUUCAGGGUUGUAAAUUGAAUCAUCAUUUGUGUAACUGUUAAGGUGGAGUAAUUAAUUUAAACCCAAAAGCUGGUUUAGUUUGAGAAACUGGGUUUUGAUAAUUUUGGGUUUAAGUGAAGCUGGAAUCUGCAUUGGUUUAGUUUGUCAUUUGAUCAGAAUUUUUGCAAGUUUUGGAUAAUGGGUAUUCAUUAAAAGAUGGAUUGUGUUUAGUUGGUUAUUGGUUUGAUGGGUCCUGAAGUAGAUAUGAGUGGGAAAUUAGACACUAUGAUGGAAGUUUUGCCUUUUAAUGUGAAGGAGAGUGGUAGUACUGUUAAGAUGCCUGAGGAUAAGUUGGUUGUUUGUGCUAGUAACUGUGAGGAUCAUGGGUUUGUUGAUGCUGUUGCUAAAACCCCGGAAGAGAACCACAUGAUGGCAUGUACUAGUAGGUAUCAGGAUAAUGCUUUUCACAUGGAUGUAUCCGCGGCUGGCCGUGAUCAAGUUAUGCCAUCUAAUGGGAUUAAUGAGGAUGUGGAGGUCGAUAUUGUGGAGAAUGUGGUUUCUGAUGAGGAGAUGGUGGCUGAGAGGGAAUCUUUAGAUGCAACAGAGAACUCGAGCUCAUUUGGUUGUACUGAUUCUGGGACUGGAACUGCUGGGGCAUCGAGUGAUGUUGAAGUUGAGUCUCAAGUGCGGGAUGAUAACGCAUCGUUGAUGGAAUUUGAUGGAUUCAGUGAUUUAUUCAGAAACAGGAAGAAGAAAUUGACAGCUCAAUGGAGAAAAUUUAUACGUCCGGUGAUGUGGCGGUGUAAAUGGGUUGAGCUGCAGAUUAGGGAACUACGAUCCCAAGCUUCCAAGUAUGACCAUGAGCUAGCAGAAUGUGGUAGAAUAAAGCAGUAUGAAUUGGAGAAAUGUGCUGCUGAAGAUCAUGCAGUGAAGUCAGCCCCUUCUGUUUGCCAGAAUCGAACAGUAAAGGUUAUGAAGAGGAAGAAACGGAAAAGAGUUGAAGAAACAACAGAUUUGGCUGCCUACUCGUCACGUCAUAGUUUGUUCUCAUAUUUCGUAAAUAAGAGACGUUUUGGUGACUUGGCUUAUUUGGAUGAUGACCAUGGCAAUACCGAAAAGACAGUUGGUGAAUAUGGUGUUGAUGGUGAAUGGUCACUCCUUGAUUUUAAGGAUAGUGAUUCCUUUGAAAAUAUCCUACGGAUGAUUGAAGUGGCUCAAACACAAGUGCGCGAGCUGAGAUUAAGAAUUGAUAAGGUGGUGAGCGAAAAUGCUGAAAUCGCAAGCUUUGUUCCUGUUGAACCAUUGGCAAGCUGUGGCCCUAGUUCAAAUUUUCCCCAUGUGAAUGGUGAAAAUUUUCAGUUAGGAUCUCUGCCUAGCACUUCUCAGCAGACAUCUGAAAAGAUGAUCGUGCCUGAAACUGUAGCUUUUUAUCACAAGGAAAUGAACCCUUCUAACAAUGAUACCAAUUACCAGCAGCAAACUGGGAGGUAUUGUGGCAAGAUUGAUAACAAGAUUCUUGUGUAUAAUCAACCGGUGAAGGAAGAGUCUAAUUAUACUGAAGUUGUUGGGACUCGACCUGCUGCAGAACCUGAGUCAGAAACUGAAGGGAAACCAGAUAAUGUCCCAGAUCCCAACUCUCCCAGCAAAGUGGCGGUAACUCGUGAGCAACUGGAUGUCAAAGUACGGUCCAAGUUGACUACCCCCAAGAACAAGAAAAAGCGUGGGAGACGCAAAGCUCGAACUGGUAGGUGGAUCCGGAAAUCAUCUGGAUAAUGAUUUGGUAAAUAAUAAUAGGCAUUUUCUUUUCCUUUUAUAUCGUAGUAGUUAGAUAGUGUUCUACUUUUAGAUUAAAACUGAAAGAGAGACCCGGAGAAGGAAGAAAGAAAACUAGGGCGGGGAGCAAAAUAAGGCUGAUAUCUGUUGCUAUUCCUUGAUCUAGGCAUUUGUACAUCCUUUUUUAUUCUGUAUCAAAUACCAAAUACCUUGUUUCUGUCUAAUGAAGUAAAUUAAUCUUUGCACCAGGCA
Messenger RNA from Spinacia oleracea (spinach), 2218 nucleotides. RefSeq lists its product as uncharacterized. NCBI's taxonomy places the organism in Eukaryota, Viridiplantae, Streptophyta, Magnoliopsida, Caryophyllales, Amaranthaceae. The transcript is spliced from 6 exons. Bases 440 to 1966 code for a protein of 508 amino acids. The record is from RefSeq and is a predicted model, not a curated record.